AUGGAAAACACUACAACUCAGAAUGUAACAGGGAAUUUCUUAAACAGUUCGGAUACUCUAAAUGGAACUGGCAGUCGUGGACCGACUCAUAGUUCACAAGCUUCGUUUUAUGUGUCAUUGGUUUUGAUCUGGAUACCAGGAUUUUUUACAAACCUUCUUGCUCUUUUCUUUAUUAUUCGUGAUAUAAAGAAAGCGAUUUUUCCCGCCAUAGUGCUGUUGCUCGUGUUAUGCACGAGCGAUUUAAUAGCGACAUGUUUCUCUUUCACACAUAGCAUGCUGAAAAUGUUUGUUCCUGGUUUUGAUUAUGAUAAGUGUGCAUCACUUUCUAUUCUCCAUGCAUUUUUCAAACUUUAUUCGGGAGUUAUGAAUGUGUUAAUGGCGGUUGACCGCGUGAUGGCGAUAUGCACACCAUUCUAUUAUAAAAGACACGUGAGUGUAAAUACGUGGAAAGUUGGUUCCCUAAUUGCUGCAGCCGCCGUUGCUACCCUCAACCUUUUCCCAUUAAUGGGACUAGGCAGUUUCACAGGCAUCCGAAACACGGGCGAAAUCUACUGCACUUCUGUUGGCUAUAAAGCCAAGUGGAUUGAGAGAGUAUAUGGAUUUGCAUUCAGCUUGGCGGGAAUUAUAUGUAUAUUCGCCAUUGUUGGCUUAAAUGCUGUAUUGAUUCGAGCUCUCUUGCGACUCAGCUCGAAAGUUGUUAGUUUUGUACCGUCCGAGACAACGAUUAGUACUACAGGGAACGACAGUAACUCCUCGAAAGCAAACCAAACUUCGUUCGAAAUUGCCUUUGCUAAGUUAAUGCUUGGCCUAGCUACAGUAUAUCUUGUUUGUGAUACACCCUACAACGUUUUAUUUUUUCUGCAACAGUUCAACAUUACGCUGGAACAGGGUGUAGCGGGUUAUAUCCAUCUCCUCGCUGGCUUCAGUUAUACAUGUGAUCCGAUGGUAUAUAUCCUAAUUCGAAAGACAAAGAGAAGUCGCCUCAAAGAUUUAUGCUGCAACAGAAAUGGUUCAAAUGUGACCACGAACUAG
Messenger RNA from Mercenaria mercenaria, 1032 nucleotides. RefSeq names its product prostaglandin D2 receptor-like. Gene Ontology annotation, molecular function: G protein-coupled receptor activity. The record is from RefSeq and is a predicted model, not a curated record. Gene Ontology annotation, cellular component: plasma membrane. The transcript has 2 exons. NCBI's taxonomy places the organism in Eukaryota, Metazoa, Mollusca, Bivalvia, Venerida, Veneridae. Gene Ontology annotation, biological process: adenylate cyclase-activating G protein-coupled receptor signaling pathway; positive regulation of cytosolic calcium ion concentration; inflammatory response. Bases 1 to 1032 code for a protein of 343 amino acids.